This is a messenger RNA of Megalobrama amblycephala (Wuchang bream), 2566 nucleotides long. RefSeq names its product stromal cell-derived factor 2 (gene sdf2). The record is from RefSeq and is a predicted model, not a curated record. NCBI's taxonomy places the organism in Eukaryota, Metazoa, Chordata, Actinopteri, Cypriniformes, Xenocyprididae. Bases 75 to 743 code for a protein of 222 amino acids. The transcript is spliced from 3 exons.
GUGAUUCACACGCUCCUUGUGUGACGUCAGUAAGGGUUUUUAAAGAUUAGUUUUUCCAUAGGGCUCAACAAGCCAUGGACAAUUUGGGGUUAUUGCGGGUUCAGUUGUCCAUAACAGUGUUAUUAUCAUGUAUGUUUUCAUUGUCCCAUGGCAGUGAAAUGAAUUUUGUAACGUGCGGGUCGGUGGUGAAGCUGCUCAAUGUGAAACACAACGUCAGAUUACACUCUCAUGAUGUUCGCUAUGGAUCCGGUAGUGGGCAGCAGUCAGUGACCGGUGUGACCGCAGUGGAGGACAGUAACAGUUACUGGAGUGUGCGGGGGACCAGUGAUGCUUCAUGUCAUCGAGGGACUCCGGUACUGUGCGGACAGAACAUCCGACUGACCCAUGUGAACACGGGCCGCAAUCUACACAGCCACUACUUUACUUCCCCUCUUUCUUCAAAUCAGGAGGUCAGUGCCUUUGGUGAGAACGGCGAGGGCGACCAUCUGGACGAGUGGACCGUUCUGUGCUCAGGCUCAGUGUGGCAGCGGGACGAGUCCGUUCGCUUCCGUCACACGGCCACUGAGGCUCUGCUGUCUGUGACGGGCGAGCAGUACGGCAGACCCAUCCACGGCCAGAGAGAAGUGCACGGCAUGACGAUCAGCAGCUCGCACAGCUACUGGAGAACAAUGGAGGGCGUCUUCAUGAAACCCAGUGAGACUGGAUCCAGGGAUUUCAGCAGUCCAUUACACACUGAGUUUUAGAGAAACCUGAUGAACUCUUAAUUUUAUAGAGUUCUGUUCUUUCUUUACCAACUGGCCCAGAAAACGAGCCUUGAGCUGUUAUGAAAAACAGUUUGAUAAAUCAAAUUGUGCCUCAUGUUCAUUUUUAACUCUUGAAACAUAUGAUUUUAUAUUGCGCCGCAUACACUACCGUUCAAAGGUUUUGGGUCAGUAAGUUUUCAGCAAGGACACAUUGUAUGAUUUCUAUUUCAAAUUAAAAUUCAUCAAAGAAUCCUUAAAAAAUGUAUCACGUUUCCACAAAAAAUAUUAAGUUGCACAACUGUUUUCUUGAGCAGCAAAUAAUUAUACCAGAAUGAUUUCUUAAGGACACUGGAGGACUGAGGCUGAAAAUUCAGCUCUAUAAUCACAGGAAUAAAUUACAUUUUAAAAUAGAAAACAGUUAUUUAAAAUUGUAAAAAUAUUUCACAAUAUUGUGUUUUUUUUUACUGUUUUUAUGUGAAAAAAAACAAAACAACCUUGAUGAGCAUAAAAGACUUUCAAAAAUAUAAAUCUUACUGACCCGAAACUUUUGAAAGGUAGUAUAUAAUAAGGUAAACGGAAAUUUUGGAAGGCAGAAAGAAAACACUUUUAUCUUUUUAAACAAAUGUUCCGAAUUAAUUCCACAAUUUUACAGAUUUCAUGAUUAUAAGGCAAAAUUUCAAUUAACCGAGUUUCAACACAAGUCUUAUCUUGUGGCAUGAAUGUUUUGAGAAUAUUUAACGGCCGUUAAUAUAUAUAAAUCAUGGCCAUCUUACAAGUAAAAAAAAAAAAUAUAUAUAUAUAUAUAAAAAAAAAAAAAGAACAGCAAAUUAAGUCAUAAAAUUCACCCACAACUGUUCUCAAACUCAAAAAAAAAAAAGUCAAGUAUAAAUGAAUUGCACACCAAACAAACUUGAAUUGCUUGAUGCUGACCUCAGUGUGAAAACACUACAGCAGCAGUGCUACAUUAUAUUGCAACAGUAUUAACAUUAAUCUUAUUGAGAGACUUGUGCUGUGUAAUGAUGUUUUAGGCUAUUUUUCUAAAGGAAGCCAUGAGUCAUUUAUGAUAAAAGCUCCAGUACAGCCAUUAGUAUCAUACUUGCACACCUGAAUAUUACACUAGUAACACUCUGGUAAAGCAAGUAUCUUUCGCCAAAUAAGGCAAUUUCCUAAGUAUACAUUAAGUAGGUAACAUCAUUUUUAAAGUGCCACUAAAAUCAUUCAUUUCAUUUUCUAAUGUAUAUUUGAAAUUAAAGCAAGUGCCUUUUUACUCGUAUUCAAUUACUUUGAUUACAUAGAAUGCUGUAAAAUUUAAGUUACAAUUUAAACAAUUGAUAAAAGCAGAUUUCUUGAGAAUGUUAACUUGAGGUGAUCUGUAAACAUUUUUCUGUUUACAUGUUUGGGGUCACACAUGUAUAACGGAGAAUAACUGAGUACACAUUUUGAAGUAUUCCUCAAACAGACUCUAGAGUUUAUUACCUCAGACUAUCACAUUCUACUUCAGGCCUUGGAAAACAGUAUUUUUGUUUAAAUAUGUUAGUAAUAUGCUUUGAUGGUUGUGUAGAUUCUUUAAAUUAAAGAAAUCAAGACUGGCGUAUUCAUUUAUGCUCCUUCUUUUAUCAUAUUUAGAUAUGCACAGCUUGAGAAGAGAAGUGCAGAAAAAAAAAAUAGCAUGUCAUUUAUUUUAGUCUUAUUUGUAGAAAAUCCAAUUGUGCCUCCUACUGGCCCAAACAAUAAUAACAAAAAGUGAUGGUUAUGAUGAGAACAAUUAUUGGAUGCAAAGAUAUGUUUAUUGUCAUGUUCAAUAAAUAAUUUUCUUUUAUUCA